AUGAGUUAUUUCCCAACACUUAGACCAGAAUCAUUUGUAGAGGAAAGGAAAUAAGUCACUCUUCCGUAAACAGAAUAUACAACAAAGUAUACUAGAUCUUCGAGACCAGAAGGAUAUCAAUUUUGGCAUAAAAAGGGAAAAUUAAAUUCUUACUAAAGCAAAGUGUUAAGCACCAAUUACUAAUUACAAUCCCAAUAGAUUCCAGGUCAAUCUAUACUGCUUGGAGGAUGCGGUUAAACUUAAUAAGGCUGCACUCCUUGUGGUUAAUCACCUUGUGGUCCAUCAUAACAAACAGUAGUAAGAUUGGGAGUAGUAUCAAGAGAAGAAAUUGAAGCACCUUGGAGAGACGAAGUGCUCUAUUUAUAAUCUGUUAUUGCAGAAUUAGAGAAGAAGAAGGAGGUGUAAAUAGUUAAGGAGAUGGACAAUACAAGAGUUCAUGAACUAGAGGAUGAGAAUGAAAGAUUGAGAGUUUUAAUUGAAUAGACUCGCAGUGAAGUGAUUACUUAAAGGAUAACGGAAGUCAACAACGAAGCUGAAGUGUGGAAGAGGAAAUUUUAGGAAAUAAAUCAUGAUUAUAGUGAGACUCAAGAGAAAUUGAUGAAUGCUGAAAUUGAAUUAGAAGCUCUGAAAAAGUUGUAACUACGUAGUAGUACAGUCACGAGGUCAGUUGUGAAAAGUUCAGGUUCAACUGUCAGAUAGUCGGUGUCUGGUAUUAAACCAAAUAUUUGA
Messenger RNA from Paramecium tetraurelia, 729 nucleotides. RefSeq lists its product as uncharacterized. NCBI's taxonomy places the organism in Eukaryota, Ciliophora, Oligohymenophorea, Peniculida, Parameciidae. The record is from RefSeq and is a predicted model, not a curated record. The transcript has 4 exons.